Molecule: messenger RNA, 234 nt
Organism: Sciurus carolinensis (gray squirrel)
Lineage: Eukaryota; Metazoa; Chordata; Mammalia; Rodentia; Sciuridae
Product: protein C19orf12 homolog
Source: RefSeq, a predicted model, not a curated record
GAUGGAGGUCUAUUAGGUGCCUGGAUGACAAGUGGACAGUUUAAGCCAAUUCCACAGAUCUUAAUAGAGCUGCCUCCCGCUGAACAGCAGAAGCUCUUUAAUGAAGCCACUGCCAGUGUCUGGCACUUGGAUUGGACAGCUGUGCAACUGACUACUCUAGUUAUGGAGCUAAUGGCGAUGCUGGUGAACUAUGUCACCAAAGAGCCGAAGGCUGAAAUUCAGUACAAUGACUAG